Molecule: messenger RNA, 840 nt
Organism: Aspergillus terreus NIH2624
Lineage: Eukaryota; Fungi; Ascomycota; Eurotiomycetes; Eurotiales; Aspergillaceae
Exons: 1
Coding region: 1-840 (279 amino acids)
Molecular function (GO): ATP binding; nucleic acid binding
Source: RefSeq, a predicted model, not a curated record
AUGUCCGCACAGUCCGGGAAGUCAGUUCAGACUCAUGGCUUCCAGACCUCUAUUGACGUUGCGCGUCAGCAAACGUACGAUGUAACUCCAGUGGCUGGCCAUAAACGACUCGCGGAGUCUUCUGCGGACAACAAGCCGGAAAAGGCCCCAAGUAUACGAGACACCUCCAACGCUCCCAACAACACACGCUUUCGUCAAGGUCAAGGAGUGCCCCUGGGAAAAGUUGAUUUUGUUCGUCCGUCUUUGGUCCCUGGACGUAAUCGUUUAGUCGCCAGCGAGAUCCGCUCCGUGACGGCCACCGUCCCAGGAGCAAAGACCAGACAGCACAACGCAGACCCUGAUCGACAGAAGUAUGAUCAGGAUGGCAUGCUCUUCUUGAAACAUCCUCUAUAUAAUCUGUCUCCUGCGCUGGUCGCCAAUUUUGCUUCCCUUGGAAUCAAGGAAAUCUAUCCUUGGCAGGCGUCUUGUCUACAAGCCCCCGGUUUGCUGGAAGGGACCCGCCAUUUGGUAUACACCGCUCCCACAGGGGGAGGGAAAUCUCUCGUCGCCGAUGUGCUGAUGCUCAAACGCAUCAUCGAGAGACCUUCCUGCAAAGCGAUUCUUGUGCUACCCUACGUCGCUUUGGUCCAGGAGAAACUAAAGUGGCUUAGGCGCAUCGUGCAAGAUGUAGAGAAGUACAUUGACACCGAUGAGGAUCCGAUGGCUCCGCUGAAUCCGUAUCAACAGCGCUGGAAGAAACUGCAGCGUUCAGUUCGGGUGACCGGCUACUUUGGUGGAAGCAAGACAUCGGCGUCUUGGGCGGAUACUGAUAUCGCCGUCUGCACCAUAGAGAAGGUCUAG